Molecule: messenger RNA, 808 nt
Organism: Solanum stenotomum
Lineage: Eukaryota; Viridiplantae; Streptophyta; Magnoliopsida; Solanales; Solanaceae
Exons: 6
Coding region: 31-612 (193 amino acids)
Cellular component (GO): endoplasmic reticulum
Source: RefSeq, a predicted model, not a curated record
CCAUAUUCAUCUCCUCCAAAACAAUUCCUAAUGGCGACAGCACCAUUGAUAAUCUUCACCAUUUUUGCUCUUUUUGGAGUUUCCUCUUUAACGGCGGCAGCAGUAACUCCGUUUGUAGUGGCUCACAAGAAGGCUUCACUCCUAAAGCUCAAGUCCGGUACUGAACGGGUCUCCGUUUCCAUUGACGUCUAUAAUCAUGGAUCUCUUGCUAUAUAUGAUGUAAAUCUUACUGAUGAUAGCUGGUCCACAGAAAUAUUUGAUUUCGUGGCUGGAAACACGUCCAAUUCAUGGGAAAAACUUGAUGCUGGCUCUCAUGUUUCACACACUUUUGAGUUGGAAUCCAAAGUGCAAACAACUUACUACAGUGCACCUGCUGUCAUAACUUUUCGCAUCCCUACAAAAUCAAAACUACAGGUAGCAUAUUCCACCCCUGUUCCUGCACUAGAAACCUUAGCAGAAAAAACUGUUGCCUACAAAUUAGAUUUGGCAAAGAAGUUGCUUGCACAGUAUGGAUCCCAUUUUUCUUUAGGUCUCAUCGUCUAUUUGUUCGUGCGAAUUAUAUUUAGUCCAUCAGCUAAAUCAAGUGCUGGAAACGCAAAGAAAAGACACUGAUCGUUCAUCAGCUGUAGCAAACUUCUCUUUUGUAGAUGCAAGGCCUCAUACCUGAUGCAGAACUUGGAAGGAAAACAUUUCAGUGUGAUAACUCGUACAAAUUCGUGUAAUUGCAUUUUGAUGAACUGAAAUGUAUUGGUGGAUGAUUUCACUUGGGCUAUAUGAAAUUUUCUAAAUGUCUUGCUAAAUAUAUUUA